This is a messenger RNA of Meloidogyne enterolobii, 789 nucleotides long. The record is from the annotation of a GenBank genome assembly. Lineage: Eukaryota; Metazoa; Nematoda; Chromadorea; Rhabditida; Meloidogynidae.
AUGGUUAAAAAGCCAGCAAAAAAGAAGGUUGCCGCUCUUCCCGCGGGAAUGAAAAAGGCUGAAGCGAAAAAGCCAGCCAAAGUUUCGCUUUUUGAAAAACGACCAAGAAAUUUUGCUAUUGGACAAGAUAUUCAGCCUAAACGUGAUCUGACUCGUUUUGUUCGUUGGCCAAAAUAUGUCCGUCUUCAGCGACAACGUGCUGUUCUUGAGAAACGUUUAAAGAUUCCUCCACCAAUUAAUCAAUUCAAAUAUACUUUGGACAAGCCAAACGCCGCUCAACUCUUCAAGCUUCUCGAUAAAUAUAGUCCUGAAACACGCCAAGCAAAGAAAGAACGUCUUCGCAAUCGCGCACAAGACCGCGUUGAAGGAAAGCAAGAAGUCGUGACAAAACGUCCACCAUCUGUUCGAUUUGGCAUUAAAGAUGUUGUUAAGCUAAUUGAAAAUAAAAAAGCUAGUUUGGUGGCUAUUGCUCAUGAUGUUGAUCCAAUCGAAAUUGUUAUUUGUUUGCCAGCUUUGUGUCGCAAGUUUGGUGUUCCUUAUGUUUUGGUUAAAGGGAAGGCACGCCUCGGGACUGUUGUACAUCGAAAGACUGCUGCGGCUGUUUGUUUAUGCGAUGUUAAUCCAGAAGACCGUGGUGCAUUAAAGAAUCUUGCUGAUGUUGCUCUUAACAACUUUAAUGAGCGUGGAGAUGAAAUUAAGAAGAAUUGGGGAGGUGGAAUUAUGUCCCAACGUUCUCAAGCUAGACAGGCUAAAAUUGAAAAGGCUCGAAUGAAAGAAGUUAGGGCUUAA